ACAUACAAGUCAGCAUUUUUUCUCAUAAUGGUCUGCUUUUUUCCAUGUUUUAGCGCUAAUAAGCAUCGAAAGCACAAGCGUUUGGCCAAUACAAAUCACUAUAGAGACCUUAGACAUGAUGAGGUUAGCGCAGUUCUUCAAGUGACUGAAUGGAUUAAGCAAGCAGAAACUAAGAAACCCAUUUCAGAAUCAAAGGAGAAGCUUGAGGAGCCAAACAGUGGUAGUACUGAAAGAGAAGUUAGUUUUGAUUUGAAUGUUAAAACUAAUGAGGAAGUUAAUGUUAAUGAUAAUUUAGUUAAAACCAGUAAGGAGAAGGAAGAGGGUGAGGAAGUUCAUGUUUUUGAUAAUUUAGUCGAAAACAAGGAGAAGGAAGGGAGUGAAAAGAGAGAGGAUCCAACAAAAGAAAUCAAGUUAGAUUCUGAUUCAAUUACCCCAAUUGAAAUACCUCAUGUUUCAAAUCAUAGAUACCAAAAUUGUGCAAGUAGUGAGGAAGAAAUUGAAGAUUUAGACUUUGAAGAAUGUGAAGUAGAUGAUGUUAACAGUGAUGGUGAUGACAAAAAAUUGUUUCAAGCAGAGUCAUCUGAGUCAUUGUUUUCUUUAUCAAUAGAGUCCAGGAAGCAAUUUUCUGAAGUUGAAUCAGGUGAAAAGGAGGUGAAUAGUAGUCCGAUGCCAAUUCAUUGCGCGAAUCCAGAACUCGAGGAAAUUGGAUUGAGUAAAAAUGCUAGAGAUAGGAGUCAGUUUGUUCAUUCCGUCUUGAGUCCAGUUGAAAAUCUUAGUCAAUGGAAAGUGGUAAAAGCAAGAGCAACACCUCCAGUAUCAAAGUACCAAGAUAAGGAGAACAUCAGUUCGGUGCAAAAUCAUGAUGUUCCCACUAGUCCAGAGCCUAAUGUCAAGCUAUUAACUCACAGUGCAAAAUUGAAUUUUAAUAAUAAGAAGGUUGUGGAACAAGAAAUUGCAGUUGAUACCAGCCUCUCAAGCUGGUUGGUUGAAUCCGAAACCACCCCGAUGUCCAAGACUAGCUCUGUUUCUGUCGGGAAUUCGCCAUCUCAGAUUGUGAAUUCAUCAAGAAGUCAUGAAGACAAACCAGUUUUAGGAGCCUUGACAGUUGAGGAGCUCAAACAAUUAUCUGGAUCUACAACUCCACAGGAACCUGUAAUAGGGACUGUUGGGAGCUUCUGGAAACAUACAGGGAAAAUUAUAGAUUCAGACUCGGGCUCUUCUACUCAUGGAAUCCCAAAAACAAGAAGCAGAAAUAGUGAGGAUGAGAGAUUGAAGUUGCUAUCUACCCCCUUUGAAGCAAGAUUGGAGAAAGCUUUGGAAAUUGUACUACUGAUUCUUCAGCUUCCUCAUGCAACGCAAGGUGUUUCUGGAUUUUCUGAGGCCUCCAAAAGGGUGUUUUCUCAAUCACCUCCCCCCUCGCCUGUCCUCAAUGCUCCUCAACACUUUGAAAGCGGUCAAUUUACACCGCCAUCGCCGCCGCCGCCACACGUGUCUGGAGGGUCUCCUGAUUAUGAGGCCUCCAAAAGGAUGUUUUCUCAAUCACCUCCCCCCUCGCCUGUCCUCAAUGCUCCUCAACACUUUGAAAGUGCUCCAGUUACACCGCCGCCGACGCAUGUAUCUGGAGGGUCUCCUGAUUAUGUGAUUGCAAACGGCGCCGUUCCGUAA
Molecule: messenger RNA, 1665 nt
Organism: Pistacia vera
Lineage: Eukaryota; Viridiplantae; Streptophyta; Magnoliopsida; Sapindales; Anacardiaceae
Exons: 5
Coding region: 28-1665 (545 amino acids)
Biological process (GO): male meiosis II
Source: RefSeq, a predicted model, not a curated record